CCCCUUUACAUGGAACCGGAAAAACCCAAUUCAUUUUCACUUCUUCGAUCAGUAGCAUAUAUGCCUUUGAAAAACAAGAUUCAUAUUUCUGAGAAGAGAUUGACUCGCACAUCACAACCAAGUAAAGCUUUUAAAAAAUGAAGGUUUCCCAAAUAUUGUUGCUGUUUGGAUACUUUGUAGUGACCUCACAAGAAGAACAACUAGGAAACAAACAAAAAAGAUCUAACUCCAACUGGCCAGACAAUGACCCACGAAGAUGCUUGGAGCAGUCAGGGAUUGGUAAACAGGAAAUGAAGCGGCUUGAGGUGCUUCCAGGCGUUGGGUGGGAUAAUUUACGUAAUGAGGUCAUGGGAUUAGUCAUAUCCCUGAAUUAUUCACAGUGCCAAGUGACGGAUGAUGGCCACCUUCUUAUCCCUGACAACGUCUACACCGUUCCUAUUAAGACUGGCAAAGUUCAACACGAAGAACAUUGGAUCGAACGUGGGCAGAAUGUGUCUUCAGUCACAGCUAACACAAUCAACCUUGAAGCUGGUCUUCCAAGUUAUCUGAAUUCCAUCAGUGGCUCGUUUUCCAGGGAACAUAGAGACAUAAAGAUCAAGCAAAUGGUGGAUAGAGCGGUCACUGUUAGAUUACAGGUUAAGUAUAGCAGAUAUAUAACGAAACUUCAACCAGACUAUGUAUUAAGUGAACAAUUUAAAAGUCGCCUACUAAGUAUAGCACGAAGACUGGAUUUGAACCAAACAGAAACAGCCAGAUACGAGGGAGAACGUCUUGUUAGAGAUUUUGGCACUCACGUUUCGACCAGCGUUACAGCUGGCGCUGGUCUAGUAAAGGAUGACUAUCUCAAAAGUGAAUUUGUGUUGAAUAGCGUGCAAUCCAGAGCUAAGAUAAUAGCCACUGCUAAGGCACAUUUCUUUAACUUCUUUAAUUUAGGCGCAUCUUACAGCAAUUCAAUCGACGAUGAAACCGAUAAAACAUAUCAAAAGAUUUUGGUCCGUUCAUUGACUACGACACUUGGCGGUCCGACCUAUUCACCUGAGAAUAUGACUCUGGACGCUUGGACUAAAGAGGUGGACUCUAACCUGGUUGCUAUUGACAGAGCCGGUGAUCCAUUAUACACUCUGGUGAAUUUAAAGAACCUACCUGAAUUAGCUUCAACAGAUCUUAGUCAGCUGAAAGAGAUCCUCCGCCAGUCUAUUGAGCUCUAUUACUCGACCAACACAAUCAAAGGCUGUACACGUGUAGCUUCCCCGAAUUUCAACAUUGCUGCCAACUUUGAUGACGGCUCUUGUUCCGCUCGUCUUACGAACUUAACGUUUGGAGGUUUUUAUCAAGACUGUUCUGUGUAUGGACAGUAUGACACGCACUAUUCGUGUCAGGGUCUUGCUUUGGAUAACCCUAAAACCGGCAAUCGAGACUGCCCCCAAUCAUACAAAGCAGUUCUCUUACAAAAAACUGUUAGAAGGGGAGAAAUGGAAUCCAGAGUGGAGAAGAAGAGUUGCCCCUGGUACAAGUUCUUUAUGACAUGUGACGAAACAAUUCAAGAAGUUCCAAAUAUUGAAAUUUCCACUUAUUGGUGUGUUGCAACUGAGCGAGUUCCACAAAAUUCUGGAUAUUUGUUUGGUGGAAUGUAUAAAGAAGGACAAGAGAAUUUGGUUACUGGAACAUCUAGUUGUCCCUCAACAUUUUCAGAAACGAAAAUAUUUUCUGACAUGAUCAUUUGUAUCAGCGAUGACUUUGAACAGAAUGCGUUGUCAUCAGUUCCAUUUGGAGGAUUCUUUACUUGCAAGAACGGAAAUCCAUUAGCCAAGGAAGGAGACAAUUCUGCAGGAGAUACUGAUAGCGGGCGGUACUACGAAAGCAAACGGUACACGUCAGAGAGCUACCCGAAGAGUUGUCCUCGUGGCUACAGCCAACAUCUUGCUACAAUUGAGGAGGGAUGUUCAAUUUACUAUUGCAUCCAGGCUACAGAAGGUUCGAAUCCUACCUUACCAUCCAUAAAGCUUCCUCCAUUUUCACCAGAGCCAGAUUCAGCCGAUGAAGAACUAUACAUUCUGCAAGAUGAUAAAAAUGAUGUCAAGAUAGUGAAUACUUUACAAGAUGAUACAGUCGAUGAGCCACGUCUGCAUUAUCUUCCGAUGGACGAUCAAAGAAAAGACUCGAAAAAUCUACUCCUCUCUUCGUCCAGCACAAACGAGAAAGAAGCUUUACCAGUGGGUGCUAUAGUAGGUAUAUGUAUUGUGUCCAUCGUGUGUGUCGCUGCCAUUAUCUGGGCCGUCAUCUAUAUUGUAAAGAAAAGAAGGAGCCGUGAUUUUGCUUUUAAAAUCCUACCAAAAGAGCCAGACACUUUUACUAUUUCAAAGUACUAGACAUCACAGCAAUGUAACAAUGUAAUAUUUAUAUUUUAUAUGAAAUUGAUCCGUUGUUUUUUUUAUUUUAUUUUGUAUUGAUUUUGUUUAUAUUGAAAAUUGUGAUAAACUUUGUAAGAACUAAAAAAAAGAUAAGAACUUUGGAAAACUAAACAACUUCAGGAAAAUGUAAGGUGUGGUCGGAAUGUCCUAAAACUUCAAGGAGACUCCUAAUCUUCAAAUGGCCUUCAUAGCAUUAUGCCCUCAACUUACAGAUGUUUCAAGUUUAACAUAAAGUACAUACUGCAAACUUGUUUGUGAUGUCUCACUUAUUAUUACUGCUGUAGACUUGUACUUACUAACUUUGCUCUUUUUGUAGUUUUUGUCUAUUUUUUUACUUUACCGAUGCAUUAUUGUAAUUUGUGAUUGGAAAAAAAGGUUGUGACCCGACGUGUAUAGUUCUACAGGUCAUUGUUUUUGGAAGUUCGGAGGCUUCUGAUGAAACUGUGACAAACCGUUGAAGCCUCUUUCGCUCCAGCAGAAAUUCGUUUUUAUCGAUGUCGCUAGGAGUACUAUCGAGAUUGAUUUCGACCUGAGGAUUUAAUAGCUGGGAAGGCGACAAAAAUUCACAUCUAUCUGCUACAUCAUGAAGUUGCUCGAAUCGGGUGAUUAUUUCUUGAACAAUCCUGUCCAAGGUAGAAUAAAUUUCCCUUCGUAGCUCUUCUUUGUGUGUAAGUACAGAGUAGUCACUUUUCUCACCAGGCAUCUUUUUCUUAUGGCCAAUACGUUUUUGAGGUUCUGCACUGAUUCUCAGAUCUGAACACACGCUUUCGGCAAAGGUAAUGCUGGCUUCAGCGAUGUCCUCUCGAUUACUACUUCAAAAUGUCUCUAAUGUUUUUAUUUUGAGUGAGCAGUCUCGAAUAGACAUUCCUUUUUUUUUGAAGGUAGACUUGCGCAUCAUUAAUUUCAGUUAAUACAGGAGCCCAAAAUCCAAGAUAGGUGAGAAAACUAAAAGACUGAAUAGCAACUAAUAAUCCACCUGCUUCAGAUCUAGUCGAUGAAUUUUCAUCCCUGCUAGUUAAUGUCUCCAGAGUUUCUAUAAUUUUAGAAAAUUUAUCCCUAACCAUCUUGACGGCUUCUCCUCUGGCGCUCCAGCGGGUCUCAACUAAACGUUUAAGGCUAGUUCCGGUUAUUUUGAUGAGGAUAUCCCAGCGGUGUGUUGAAGUUGAGAAAAGUGUACCAAAAAAUGUUACCGAAUUGACUUCAGCAGCUCGAAUUUCUGCUAAAUUGAGAGAAUGGUUUAAGCAGGCAAUGAAUAGUGCUUUGGGAUUUAGGCUACUUCUAGAAUACGUUUUUGGACACUGUAGUUUUGACCUUUCAUGACCGCAGCAUUAUCAUAGCCUUGACCCCUGCAGUCCAUUAUGUCUAAGCCAUUCCAACACAGUUUCUCUAGAAUCAUCUCAGCGAUUUCAGCAGCAUGCUUGUCCUUUGUGUCGAUGAAGUCAAUAAAAGACUCACGAACCUGCACCCCGUCAUUAUCCAUGACAACGUACCGUAAAAUUUGGGAAGUUUGAUCCAGCUUUAAGAUGUCAGGUGUACUGUCAAAAAUAAUAGAGAAAUAUUUGGCUUGUUUUACUUGCUGUAUGAUUUGUUUUUUAACGUGAUCCCCCAAUAUUGUAUUAAAUUCAUUUUGUAUUUGUGGAGACAUGUAUGUAUUCGGUCUGGAACAAAGCUUAGUUCGAAGCACAUGCUCCCUCAAGAGUGGAUCGUAUUUUGAUAGUAAUUUUACUAACUCCAAGUCACUCUUUGAUCCAUGCCGUUAGCCAAUUCAAUCAGAGAUGGCGAUUUCUCCGUCUGAGCUUAAAAUGGUUUUGAGGCGCUAGCCAGACUAGUCUGUCUUGAGCACUGUUCAUCAUUUUGAUUACGUUACAGUAUUACAAUUAACUAGUUAGUUAAAAAAAAACUCGUAGAAAACAAAGGUUAGCUUAUUUAAAAAUAUUGAGAUUACAAUAGAAUUAUUUCCAAAAUUAAACUAUAAAGAAUCAUAAAGAAAUGAAUAAACUAAGACAAUUGUUUAGAGCUAGAGUUUAGUAAUAUAUUUGUAAACUCUAUAUCUAGAUUUAACCAGUGGACUAAACAAUGACGUAAAAAAAGGUCGGCCUAUCCUCUUCUUCCUCAUAUUACAGAGCAUUGAUCAGUGUAGUAACAACAUGUACCGUGUGUCCGAAAUAAAUCUAGUAAAUUAGAUUCAAACUGUUCUAUAGCUUACAUUGUAUUGAAGAGAUUAACAUACUGAUGAAACAAAAUAGCAACAUGACUAGUUUAUAAAUCGUUAGUUCAUGUUUAAAAUACAGUUUGUAUGUUUGUUCGUGUCCAUACAAUUUGUCGUUUUUUACUGAAACGCUCAGGGAAAUAGAAAAUUAAUACACACUGGGGGAAUUGUGGUGCCCCUCUCCACUUGAUGCCCUGUGCGGCCCGCACCACCCGCACAUUGGUAGCUACGCCAUUGGAUUGUGCUGUAUUUAUUUAAGUUCUGCUAAAUAAAAGAAGAAAAGAGU
Molecule: messenger RNA, 4906 nt
Organism: Biomphalaria glabrata
Lineage: Eukaryota; Metazoa; Mollusca; Gastropoda; Planorbidae
Product: macrophage-expressed gene 1 protein-like
Exons: 15
Coding region: 138-2369 (743 amino acids)
Source: RefSeq, a predicted model, not a curated record